AUCACUCCCAAUUCCAUCUAUCUAAGCACAUUACCUUCUUUUCUUUCUUUCAACAAUGGCUGCUUCCACAAUGGCCCUCUCUUCCCCAACAUUCGCCGGCAAGGCUGUGCAACUUGCCCCCACCGAGGUUUUCGGAACCGGAAGGAUCUCCAUGAGGAAAACUGUCGGCAAGGCUGUUUCCUCCGGAAGCCCAUGGUACGGCCCAGACAGAGUCAAGUACUUGGGCCCAUUCUCUGGCGAGCCCCCGAGUUACCUCACUGGUGAGUUCCCCGGUGACUACGGUUGGGACACUGCUGGGCUCUCUGCCGACCCAGAGACCUUUGCCAAGAACCGUGAGCUCGAAGUGAUCCACUCCAGGUGGGCCAUGCUCGGAGCUCUCGGGUGCGUCUUCCCCGAGCUCUUGGCCCGCAACGGUGUCAAGUUCGGCGAGGCAGUGUGGUUCAAGGCCGGAGCCCAAAUCUUCAGUGAGGGCGGGCUCGACUACUUGGGCAACCCUAGCUUGGUCCACGCGCAAAGCAUCUUGGCCAUCUGGGCCACCCAAGUCGUCUUGAUGGGCGCAGUUGAGGGAUACAGAAUUGCUGGAGGCCCACUUGGUGAAGUUGAAGACCCACUUUACCCAGGAGGCAGCUUCGACCCAUUGGGCCUUGCUGAUGACCCAGAAGCAUUUGCUGAGCUUAAGGUGAAGGAGCUCAAGAAUGGUAGGCUGGCCAUGUUCUCUAUGUUUGGCUUCUUUGUUCAGGCCAUUGUUACCGGAAAGGGUCCAUUGGAGAACCUUGCAGACCACCUUGCUGACCCAGUUAACAACAAUGCCUGGUCAUACGCCACCAACUUUGUUCCCGGCAAGUGAAUGAGGCUUUAAGAGACUUGUAGUGUCCUCAUUUGAAAUUUGAGUGGGUUUUGAGUGUGGAAUUGUUCAUGUUGUAGAUUGAUGUGAACCACCCAAGUGAAGAGAAUGUGAAUUAUUAUUUAUAUAUGGGAAUCUGAAUGGAGUAAAGUUCUUAUC
Molecule: messenger RNA, 1003 nt
Organism: Fragaria vesca subsp. vesca
Lineage: Eukaryota; Viridiplantae; Streptophyta; Magnoliopsida; Rosales; Rosaceae
Product: chlorophyll a-b binding protein 40, chloroplastic-like
Exons: 1
Coding region: 56-847 (263 amino acids)
Biological process (GO): response to light stimulus; photosynthesis, light harvesting in photosystem I
Cellular component (GO): plastoglobule; chloroplast thylakoid membrane; chloroplast envelope
Source: RefSeq, a predicted model, not a curated record